Podospora anserina S mat+ is the source of this 1005-nucleotide messenger RNA. RefSeq lists its product as uncharacterized. The coding region runs from base 1 to 1005 and encodes 334 amino acids. NCBI's taxonomy places the organism in Eukaryota, Fungi, Ascomycota, Sordariomycetes, Sordariales, Podosporaceae. The transcript has 2 exons. The record is from RefSeq and is a predicted model, not a curated record.
AUGACAACAAUGCCUUGCUCUUUACCUUGCGUACCGCAUAUUGUUGGGCCGGAUAGAGGGUCGAAUAACGAGAUUAUGGAAGCUCAGGAUCAUCAACCCCCACCGCCAUCACGACCUACAGAGACGAUGAUGGAUCCUCAAAGACAACAAGAACCUAUCUCGUCUUCAUCCUCCACCACCGAGGCCGAAGUCGAAACACCCACCAACAACCCCCCACCACCACCAUCACCAAAAACCCUCCUCACGGCUUCCAAAAUAUGGAACUAUCUCAACCAAGACAUCAAACCCACCACCUUUGCCGAGAUCCAACUUACGCUUUUAACAUUCUGCAUCGGUUUACAAGACGCAGUCUCCUUCCCCGACUUCCACUGCUUCGCCUCCAACCAAACAGGCAACACCGUCUUCCUCGUCCUAGCCAUCAUCCUCCCCGAGAUGGACGGCGAAAUGUUUGUCACCUCCAACAUCGCCGUCGCCCUGGGCUUCUUCCUCGCGGCCGCCUAUCUCACCGGCCAGCUUGGGCACAUCAUCGGCCCCCGCCGCCGCUUGUACAUCAUAAUCUGCAACCUCAUCCAGACCUGCCUCGUCUUUGCGACUGCUGUCCUGCAGUACAAGAAGGGGGUCGAGCCCCAGGGUACACGAACCCUCCUGGCGAUUGGGUUUCUUGCCACUGCUGCGGGAUCGCAGGUUGUGGUGAGUAGGAGUUUGAAGAUGACCGAGAUUAGCACGGCGAUGGCGACGGCGGCGUGGUUGGAUUUGGUGAUUGAUCCUGAUUUGAUGAGGGUGAAAAAUAGGGGGAGGAAUAGGAGGUUGAUGUUUUUGGGGAGUUUGAUUUUGGGGACGUUGGUGGGGGCGGUGAUUUUCAAGAGGGUGGGGAGUGCGGUUGCGUUGUUUGUUAGUGCUGGGGGGAAAGGGGUGGUGACGGGGAUGUGGUUUGGUGUUGAGGGGGAGGAAAGUAGGAAGAGGGAGGGGCGGGAAGAGAAGGGGGAGAUGGGGGUGAUGGUUUAA